Messenger RNA from Amoebophrya sp. A120, 1696 nucleotides. NCBI's taxonomy places the organism in Eukaryota, Dinophyceae, Syndiniales, Amoebophryaceae. The record is from the annotation of a GenBank genome assembly.
AGUCAGCGAAAGCACUACCUGGCGACGAAAUGCAUGAAGGUGGAUCACGAUGAGGGCACGUUUCCUUUCGAAAUUGCAGCGGACUUCCACUUCCACAACUACAACUUCGCAGAAUCUCUCAAGUUCACACCACCAAAAAUGUCGACUUACCUCAGUACCAACAGAUUUCGUUCGAUUUUCUGUUGGUUUUCUUUCGUAAAUCUGUUGCCGAACUAGGCAAGACCACAUGAUCAUACAUUAGUAGGUGUCCCUGCUUUUGAUGUUUGUUUUAGCUUUAGCUAUCGCAGUAGCGAGCUGCAAAAGUACAAAUAGAUGCAGAUCUCGUUUCCGCAUGAAACACAGCAUCAAAAUCAAAAUGAAAAUAUGCAAGGUAUGAUGCGGACGGUGUACAACGAGUCGUUUGAUCUCGGCCUGAGUAUGUCGGAAAGCUACGAGCUUUUCCGGCACCUGCUCCUCAAGCACUCGUGUCACCGACCACCCUUUUCCAGUGGCAUUUUCAACCUGAAUGACGUGAAAGCAAUAUCAGACUACGUUCUGGAUACCUUCUUCCGUCAUUACAAAAUGUACUACAUCAAUUGGUUUCCAAAUUCGUCCGUCGCGUUCUUUGCUACGUUCUGAAAGAUGUUGAGCUAGUGGAAAUAAAGAGUUUGCUGUGUUGAAGUUUUUCAUUCGUGGAGGCAGCAUUGCACGAGCAGGAUAAGCAUGGACCCAAACCGACUUCAGGUAUAAAUACGUCUAUGUCUGCAUCCGAGACCUGGAGGUCAAGGUAAAACCAACGCCAGCACUCAACGACGAUUCUCUGAAGGCUCCGUUUGUCUGUUCAACAGAAAACGAAAUCGACCCAAGGAAUCAUGUACUCAUAAUUUUUCGGAGACAGCAACAGCGUGCAGUCCUGAUUUUGAUCUUUUUUGCGGUUUUGCUUUGCAUCGGGGACAUUAUAGUCAUACAUCAUGAAGAAAAUGCAUCAGUGUUGGUUUGAGUUUGAUGAUACGAAAAUUUAAAUUCGCACUGAUUUGAUGCACAUUUGCAUUUGAUAUGAAAAGAGAAAACUCGCAUUACAGCCGUUCCUUUACGACCUCUUUGAGGACGAGAGACGGCAGGAAUAUUUGGACAAGAAAGCAGAGGAGGAGAAGCAAGCAGCAAAGCUGAAAGAGUCUUUCACCGAGCGGAUCCAGGGGACGCUCGCGAAGCUCGAAGAAGAUGUGGACAACAAAAUCAAAGAAGUGGACGAAAAGUUGAACCCGUGACGCGUGUGGCUUUUUUUGGAAAUGCUCCACAACAAGCGCCUCCCUUGUACUUAGUGGUCCUUAACCACAAUGGUAACAAAGGAGUAUGGGGGACGAACGAUACAAAGUCACCUUGGUGCCGGUCAAGACAUUUUGACUUUUUGGCGGCAUGACAUAGAUAGCAUCAGCAUAGCAGUUCCGAUAUCGGAGCAGGUUUAUUAAGAAGAUGCAUCGAACUACACGUCCCCCGUCGGUCUGUUCACGAUCUACUCAUCUUUUCCGGGCCACCAUCCAUCCAAAGGUAAGGAGGAAUGGAUCGUGUCUGCGAUCGUACCUGCUCGACUGCGCCUGUUAUUUCGUCGUGAUAAUGAGAGGGGAAGAUUGGAAGUCAACCGAUGAAUUCUUGCUCGUUUUUGACUCUGAGUGACAUCAAGGAGGAGGGAUGCGCGCACCGUGUGGUGACGAAGAAA